AGAGUACCUGACUAUGUAAAUUGCACGCGUGUGUCCGCAUUUACCAAAGCUUAUCGACAGCAAGAUCUCUAUUCAGAAAUCGCCAAUGAUGCAACAGGGUGGUCAAUAUCUACCCAGCGAAUGGCUUUGGAUGUACCAUCUGGCACGCCUAAUUGGGUCGAUACGAUAUGCAGACCUCUACAUAUGCAUCGCUGUGGAAAUUCUUACAAACUGGAAGGCGGAUGUUUCUUGUCGGGAUUGUCGUCGAAUACAAGAAACACGUCAUUUCAUCAUAAAUCUGAAGAAACUUUAUCGAUUCCUAAAUCGUUAGAUGAAACUUAUGAGACCGAAAAUCUAAAAUCAACAUGGAAAAUAAGAAGUCCGUGCCAAACAGGAUGUGAUUCGUUUACUGACAUUGACCUGAUGUUUGUUAUCGAUGGCUCAGCAUCAAUAAAAGAUGAUAAUUUUGCUCUCAUGCUUGACUGGAUUAAAAAUGUUUCAAAGGGAUUCGACAUAUCCGAACCAGUCAGAAUAGGCGUCGUUCAAUAUUCUCACUGGAGCCCAAUGGAUGAUUUAAACAACCAACGUUUGAUAAAAACAGAAAUUGGACUGGGGCAGUACAGAAACGAAACUGCCUUUGACAACGCGGUCAACAACAUAAAGUAUCAAAGAUCAUCAACGUACACAGCACACGCAAUUAAUAAGACAGUAUUGUAUGAUUUCAAAGGAUCUAAUAACAGAUAUCCGGAGGCUGGUAGAGUCAUGAUCUUGCUCACCGAUGGAAAGUCUACUGAUGGAGAAUUGUUGCCAUAUAGUGCUCGUUUUGCAGCUGAGGAAGGUGUAAUUUCUUAUGCUGUUGGUGUUGGACAUGCAUUUGACCCGACUGAACUGCUUUUGAUAGCUGGAACAAAAAGUAGAGUGUUUGAGGUAGCAAAAUUUAGUGCAUUGGACAAUAUUGUCAAAGGACUUCAACAGAGUAUUACUCAAUCACUGGAGGGUGAGCCUACGAACAGAACGAAUGAAUUAAUCCACUGCGAAGCGGGUUUUUCCUCCGUACUUACCAAGGCAAGUCGAAAUAUUCAUUGUACUAUAAAAUAUACUAUAACGAAUUGUGGUGAGAAUGUGUAGUUCUGUUUUAUCCAGUAUGGUGUGGAAGAGGGAGAUGCGCUCUUUACUAGGUUAAAAUAAUAUGAGUGGGAGUGUUAGUGUGUGAUCGUAUGAGCAGCAUCAUGUUCGCUUAAUGGUCGUAGGCGCUCGUGACGUAUAGGCGGUAGAUGUUAAAGGCGUAUACGUUUAGGCUAUAUUCAGUACGGUUAUAAAUAAGCCUGCCGGUUUUAUACAUUUCAUUGCGGUAUAUGUAUUAAAGAAGGCAGGUGGGUUGGGAACAUAGGCGAUAUUUUUGUGUUAUAGACUUUUUCGUAUAGUUUAUUCGGCGGUCCCG
Styela clava is the source of this 1420-nucleotide messenger RNA. RefSeq names its product integrin alpha-D-like. The record is from RefSeq and is a predicted model, not a curated record. NCBI's taxonomy places the organism in Eukaryota, Metazoa, Chordata, Ascidiacea, Stolidobranchia, Styelidae.